AUGCGCGUCUCGAUCCUCGCUUCCUUGGUCCUGGCCGGCGGAAGCGCUUCCGUCGCCACCAGGUGCUCGGGCCUGGGCAGCUCCUCGACAAACUCGUCGACGACGGCGCCUUCGUGCAAGUAUCUGCCCGGAGACGCGGGAUGGCCCUCUGCGAACACCUGGGCGCAGCUCAACGAGACCGUCGGGGGACGUCUGGUCGCUACCGUCCCGCUGGGAAGCGCAUGUCACGGCGAUGCUUACAACGCGACUGAGUGCGCUCGUCUUCAGGAGGCGUGGCUCUAUUCGGAAGUCCACAUGGAGUCCUCCUCCUCGGUUAUGGCCCCCCUGUUCGCCAACGCCAGCUGCGACCCUUUCACGGCGCAAGACGUCCCUUGCACCUUGGGUAACUAUGUCAGCUACGCAGUGAACGCCUCUGGGCCCGCGGACGUCCAGGCCGCGCUCAAGUUCGCGGAUGAAAAGAAUGUGCGUUUCAUCAUCCGGAACACGGGUCACGACUACAACGGCCGGUCGACCGGUGCCGGUGCCCUGGCCAUCUGGACCCACUACCUGAAGGGAACCGAGAUCGUGGACUGGGAUGAUGAGCAUUACGCCGGCAAGGCCCUCAAGGCUGGCGCGGGCGUGCAAGGCUUCGAGGCCAUCGCCGCCGCCAACGAAGCUGGGCUUGCCGUCGUUACGGGAGAGUGUCCUACCGUUGGCAUUGCUGGAGGCUAUGUUCAAGCCGGCGGCCACUCUGCUCUUAGCACCAUCUACGGCCUGGCCGCCGACAACACCCUCUCCUUCGAGGUCGUCACCCCGACGGGAGAGCUCCUCACGGCCUCGAGAGCAGAGAAUGAAGACCUGUACUGGGCCCUGAGCGGAGGCGGCGGCGGCAACUACGGCGUCGUCACCUCCAUCACCACCCGCGCCCACCCCGACGCCCCCGUCAGCGGUGCCAAGUUCGCCGUCACCGUCGCCGACAACGAGACGCUGUACCAAGUCAUUGACGCCUUCCACGCCGCUCUCCCGGCCAUCGUCGACUCGGGCGUCAUGAUCAUCUACUUCUUCGGCCCGGGCUUCCUCCAGUCCCCGGCCAUGACGGCCUACAACAAGACCCAGGCCGAGGUCGAACAGAUCCUCCAGCCCUUCACCGACUCCCUCGCCCAGCUCAACAUCACCCUCCAGCCAAACCUCACCUCCUUCGACAGCUACCGCGACCACUACAACAACUACUGGGGCCCCUUACCCUCCGGCAACAUCCAAGUCGGCACCCAGCUCUUCGGCGGCCGUCUCCUGCCCCGCGCCGUCCUCCCCGACUUCGGCCCCACCGCGCGGCAGCUGGUCGAGCUGGGCGUCACCUACAUCGGCGUCGGCCUCAACGUCUCGCACUUUGGCCACGACGGCGCCGACGAGAGCGCCAAGUUCAACGCCGUCCUGCCCCAGUGGCGCGACUCCAUCGUCCAGGUCUCCCUGACCCUGCCCUGGAGCUUCGAGGUGCCCUUCGAGGACAUGGUGGCCGAGCAGACGCGCAUGACCGAGGUCGUGCAGCCCGUCAUCGAGGCGGCUACCCCGGGCGCGGGCGCGUACAUCAACGAGGCCGAUUUCCAGCAGGAGGAUUGGCAGGAGACGUUUUACGGCGUAAACUACGAGGCUCUGCUGGGCAUCAAGAACAAGUACGACCCCAAGGGUCUGCUGUAUAACGUGGCCGCUGUCGGUAGCGAGGCUUGGACUGUGGAUAACGAUGGACGCAUGUGCAAGAGCAGCUAA
Colletotrichum abscissum is the source of this 1743-nucleotide messenger RNA. Its product is annotated as FAD binding domain-containing protein. The record is from RefSeq and is a predicted model, not a curated record. Bases 1 to 1743 code for a protein of 580 amino acids. Lineage: Eukaryota; Fungi; Ascomycota; Sordariomycetes; Glomerellales; Glomerellaceae. The transcript is spliced from 2 exons. Gene Ontology annotation, molecular function: FAD binding; oxidoreductase activity.